Molecule: messenger RNA, 1327 nt
Organism: Musca vetustissima
Lineage: Eukaryota; Metazoa; Arthropoda; Insecta; Diptera; Muscidae
Product: WD repeat-containing protein 74-like
Exons: 4
Coding region: 2-1327 (441 amino acids)
Biological process (GO): ribosomal large subunit biogenesis
Cellular component (GO): nucleolus; preribosome, large subunit precursor
Molecular function (GO): protein binding
Source: RefSeq, a predicted model, not a curated record
AAUGAAGUGGACAACAUCUAAUUUAAAAAGCCCCAAUUACACAGAAAAUCAUGAAAUUUAUGUGGGCACCCAAACGGGAACCUUUAAAAAAUUAUUGCCUGCCUAUGAAGACAAUCCAUUCAAGCAAUCCAACCUGCAAGAUCUCAAUGAAUUGGAUAAAGAUUCUCGCAUAACAUCGUUGAGCUUUGCCAAUUCGAAUAAAUCUGAAAUACUUAUUGGUCGUGGCAAGUCCACUGCCCAGGUACAUUCGGUUCGUACUGGCCACACACAAUACACCAUAGACUUUGAGGAGUCACCCAUUGUUGGUUUGGCUCGUUAUGAUAAUUGUGUUAUUGCUGGCUUUGGUAAUGGCCACAUACGUUCAUUGGCCCUUAAAGAUGAUGGUGAUAUUGAUGAGGAACAACCCAAAUUGCUAUUGGAUAAAAUCGGUGAUGAUAUGUCACGUUUAAGGCAAUGUCCCAGUGAUCGUAAUAUUGUUGCUGUGGGUGGCAAGGGCAGACAAAACAACUUAAAAGUGUUUGAUAUGUCUGCCGAGGGAAAACAAUUGUUUACCUCCAAAAAUUUACCCAAUGAUCAUUUACAACUUGAGGUGCCGGUAUGGGAUUGUGAUGUGGGUUUCUUUGAUUCUCCACAUACCUUGGCAACAUGUUCCCGGUAUGGUUAUGUGCGUGUCUAUGAUACAAGAAAACAAAGGCGUCCGGUUCAGUGUUAUGCCACCGAAGAUCAAAUGAGUUUUACCACUUUGGCGGCAAAUGGUAAUUACAUUUACACCGGUACCACAAUGGGGGCAUUGAAGGCCUUUGACACAAGACGCAUGAAAACCUUUGUCCACACCUAUAAAGGUUUCACGGGUGGCAUUAGUGACUUGUAUUUGGAUGUUUCCGGCAAACAUUUGGUCUCUGCCUGUUUGGAUCGUUAUGUCCGUGUACAUCAUGUCGAUUCCUGUGUAAUGUUAUAUCAAUGCUAUGUCAAGUCAAAAGCUACCCGAGUCCUCUUACGAGAAUCUAUGGAAAAUCCAAAUGCCACAGAAGAUGGCGAAGAAUUGGAAGAUGAGGAACAAAAUAAAUCGAAAAAUAAGAAGAAAACAAAAAAGAAUGCCGGUGAUGUGUCUGAGGAUGAAGAAUAUGAAAAUAUGUUUGAUAAUAUGCAGACAAUAUGUGACAAUGAAAAUGAAGACCAAGAGGAGGAUGAUGACGCAGAGAAUACCAGUGAGGCUGAAGAAAAUGAAAGUGAUGAAGAACCUGAACCUGUGAAAGAAGUGUCUAAGGCGGGUUCAAAGAGAAAAGCCAAGGGAAGUGCGCUAAAAAAUAAAAAGAAGAAGAAUUGA